GCUACCGUUCGCCUUUUUCUCCACCGCCGCCAGCGCGCUCCCACCGACGGUGCCAUGGCUGCCCGGCAGCAGCUCGCUUUGCUCAGUGUCUCUGAUAAGACCAGCCUUGUGGAAUUUGCAAGGAGUCUGAAUGCUCUUGGCCUGGGUUUGAUCGCCUCUGGAGGAACAGCCAAAUCUCUGAGAGAUGCUGGCUUGCCUGUCAGAGAUGUUUCAGACUUGACAGGGUUCCCUGAGAUGUUAGGUGGACGUGUGAAAACCCUUCAUCCUGCAGUCCAUGCUGGCAUCUUGGCUCGCAAUAUUCCAGAAGAUAAUGCUGAUAUGAACAAACAGGAUUUCAGCCUUGUAAGAGUUGUAGUGUGUAACCUUUACCCCUUUGUGAAGACUGUAUCUUCUCCAGGUGUAGCUGUGCAAGAAGCAGUGGAAAAAAUUGAUAUUGGAGGAGUUGCCUUGCUGCGGGCAGCUGCCAAGAACCAUGCUCGUGUGACAGUUGUGUGUGACCCAGCAGACUACUCUGCAGUAGCAAAAGAGAUGGCAACAUCAAGGGACAAAGACACUUCCAUGGAGACCAGACGUCACCUUGCACUCAAGGCUUUCACUCACACUGCUCAAUAUGAUGCAGCCAUCUCUGACUACUUUAGGAAGGAGUACAGCAAGGGGGUGUCCCAGCUGCCCCUGAGGUAUGGUAUGAAUCCUCACCAGAGUCCUGCGCAGCUCUACACGAUGAGAUCCAGACUUCCUGUGACAGUGGUGAGUGGCUCUCCAGGGUUCAUCAACCUGUGUGAUGCUCUCAAUGCCUGGCAGCUGGUGAAGGAGCUCAAGCUGGCAUUAGGCAUUCCUGCUGCAGCCUCCUUCAAGCAUGUCAGUCCUGCAGGUGCUGCUGUUGGAAUACCUCUCAGCGAAGAGGAGGCGCAAGUCUGCAUGGUGCACGACUUCCACAAGACUUUAACACCCUUGGCAUCUGCCUAUGCACGAAGCAGAGGUGCUGACCGGAUGUCUUCUUUUGGUGAUUUCAUUGCCCUGUCUGACAUCUGCGAUGUGGCUACAGCCAAGAUCAUUUCCAGAGAGGUAUCUGAUGGUGUGAUAGCUCCUGGCUAUGAGGAAGAAGCUCUCAAACUCCUUUCCAGAAAGAAGAAUGGUGGUUACUGUGUCCUUCAGAUGGAUCCCCAUUACGAGCCAGACGACAAUGAGAUUCGAACUCUUUAUGGCUUGCAUCUCAUGCAGAAGAGGAACAAUGCAGUCAUCGACCAGUCCUUGUUCAAGAACAUUGUUACAAAGAACAAAAAUCUGCCUGAGUCUGCUGUCCGAGACCUGAUUGUUGCCAGCAUUGCUGUUAAAUACACCCAAUCCAACUCUGUUUGCUACGCCAAGGAUGGGCAGGUCAUAGGUAUUGGAGCGGGCCAGCAGUCCCGGAUCCACUGCACACGGCUGGCUGGGGACAAGGCAAACAACUGGUGGCUGCGGCACCACCCAUGGGUGCUCUCCAUGAAGUUCAAAGCAGGUGUGAAGAGAGCAGAGGUCUCAAAUGCCAUUGACCAGUAUGUCACUGGGACCAUUGGUGAGGGUGAAGACCUGGUGAAGUGGCAGGCACUGUUUGAAGAGGUGCCUGCACAGUUAACAGAACUGGAGAAGAAGCAGUGGAUUGCCAAGCUGAGUGCUGUGUCCCUCAGCUCUGAUGCCUUCUUCCCCUUCAGGGAUAACGUUGACAGAGCUAAGCGGAGUGGAGUACAGUUCAUCGCUGCCCCAUCUGGCUCGGCUGCAGACGAGGUUGUGAUUGAAGCUUGCAAUGAGCUGGGGAUAACCCUGAUUCACACCAAUCUCCGGCUGUUUCAUCACUGAGUUUGCUGUGAGACGUUGUGGGUCCUCUUUGGUCAGUCUCACCAGCAGCAGUGGCUGGAGUAUCACCAAUUUAAUUGGCAGGCACUCACAGCCUGUGCUUAGCAAGUGUUUGUAGGGUCUGUAAAUGAGUCUUUCCCUGUGUUAGCAAAGAGUAAAGGCACAAGAAGUUGGCCUCCAAUGUAGAAAAUAAGUGUUCUGCAAAUAAACUUACGGUUCUUAGCUA
This is a messenger RNA of Neopsephotus bourkii (Bourke's parrot), 2059 nucleotides long. RefSeq names its product 5-aminoimidazole-4-carboxamide ribonucleotide formyltransferase/IMP cyclohydrolase (gene ATIC). Gene Ontology annotation, molecular function: IMP cyclohydrolase activity; phosphoribosylaminoimidazolecarboxamide formyltransferase activity. Gene Ontology annotation, biological process: 'de novo' IMP biosynthetic process. The transcript has 16 exons. NCBI's taxonomy places the organism in Eukaryota, Metazoa, Chordata, Aves, Psittaciformes, Psittacidae. The record is from RefSeq and is a predicted model, not a curated record. Gene Ontology annotation, cellular component: cytosol. The coding region runs from base 55 to 1836 and encodes 593 amino acids.